Molecule: messenger RNA, 303 nt
Organism: Rangifer tarandus platyrhynchus (Svalbard reindeer)
Lineage: Eukaryota; Metazoa; Chordata; Mammalia; Artiodactyla; Cervidae
Source: the annotation of a GenBank genome assembly
AUGGGCCGCCCGGCCUACACCGCACCGGGCGGAUCUCCUCCGAUGGCCGGUAGCCCGAGUCUGUGUCACCCCCGCCCCGGCGGUGACAUCAACGUAGGUCACAUGAGCCAGGCGCGGCGGGAGUUCAGACGAGCCCCCCGGAAAAAAACUGGUUUGCCUGCAAACCCGGCAGACAGACGGGCGCGGGCUCGGCGGCCGCAGCCAGGCCCGGAGCCGGUUGCCAGGGAGGCACCGGCCUCUCAGCAACCCGGAGGCCCCCGGGCACACCGCGCUAGGGCGCCGCUCUGCCUGUACGGCCCCUGA